Messenger RNA from Triticum aestivum (bread wheat), 1903 nucleotides. Its product is annotated as DNA-binding protein RHL1. The record is from RefSeq and is a predicted model, not a curated record. The coding region runs from base 66 to 1478 and encodes 470 amino acids. Gene Ontology annotation, biological process: DNA endoreduplication. Gene Ontology annotation, molecular function: DNA binding. NCBI's taxonomy places the organism in Eukaryota, Viridiplantae, Streptophyta, Magnoliopsida, Poales, Poaceae. The transcript is spliced from 13 exons.
UACGCUUCUCUGAAAAAAAAAAAUCUCAGAUCCCGCCUGAACCCUAGCCAGCGCGGCGGCCGGGGAUGGUGGCGAAGAAGCCGGCCGCGGCUGCGGCAGCCGGCCCGGAGGCGGAGGAGCGGAGGCGCCUGCGGUCGCUGGCCUUCUCCAAGGGCCUGCUGCAGCGCGGCGAGCCGGCGGCGCCGCGGGCGGCGCUGCCGCCGUCCGGCGCCGUGGCGCGGCUGCAGGGGCGCGACAUCGUGCGGCCGCGGGGCCAGCGCAGAGGCCGCUUCCUAUUCUCCUUCCCCGGCCUCCUCGCGCCCGCCGCCGCCGGCGGCCGCGUCGGGGAGCUCGCCGACCUCGGCACCAAGAACCCCGUCCUCUACCUCGAGUUCCCGCAGGGGAGGAUGAAGCUGCUGGGCACGCACGUGUACCCCAAGAACAAGUACCUCACGCUGCAGAUGACCAGAUCCGCCAAGGGCGUCGCCUGCGAGGACGUCUUCGAGAGCAUGAUUGUGUUUUCCGAAGCCUGGUGGGUCGGGACCAAGGAGGAGAACCCCGACGAGCUCAAACUCGAGUUUCCGAAAGAGAUGCAGAAUGCUGCGGAAGAUGUUGAUUUUAAAGGCGGGGCAGGUGCUGCCAGUGGCGAGCUAGUUACAGUAAAUAAACCCAGAAAGCAGGCCGCUGUGCCCCGCACAGCAGAGCCCCGCACACCAGAGCCCCACACACCAGAGUAUGAAUCCGAUGCCGAUUCAGAGGAUUCAGAUGUUAAGGAUGAGAUUGGCACGCAGACUACGAGUGAUACACCUGUUAGGAAAUCUGCCAGAACUGCUGGGAAGACCUUCAAGUUCGCAGAGCUCGCUGGAGGAGAUUCGGCUGAAAGUGACACUGAGAUUGAGUUUGCUGAGGACUUGGAUGAGAAGAUGAAGACUGAAGAAAUUAAGGAAGAAAUCCCAGGUGAAGACAUUAAGGAGGAAAUCCCAAGUGAAGACAUUAAACCUGAAGAUUCUCCAGCAGAGUCUCUUUCUAUCAAGAAGCAACCACUUGUUCAGGCUAAUUUGUCUACCAUGUUUAAAAAAGCAGAAGAAAAAAAGAGACCUACAACUACAAGAAGUCCUAAAGGAUCUCCAGCUACAAAAGGUCCUGCUGCUAAGAAGCCGCGAGCAACUCCAACGAAAAAACAGUCACCAGCGAAGAAGGAAGCAAGUGGAUCUCAGAAAAAGCAAAAAGCAAAGGUAGAAGAAGAUGAAAUUGAAGAGCUCUCGGGUGAUCCCUCUCAGGAUGAUGAUGCAGCUCCUGCUAAGAAGCAGCGAGGAACCCCAAAGGGAAAACAGUCAGCAGCAAAGAAGGAAGCAAGCGGAUCCAGGAAAAAGAAAAAGGCGAAGGUACUACUUUUUGGAACUUAUAACAUAUUUUGUGUGCCAAAAUGUGUGCAUGCCUGUGAAGCUGAAGGAGUUGUGUUUCCGUUUCGUGUCACAGGUAGACGAGGAGCUCUCUGAUGAAUCCUAUCAGGACGACGACAUGGGCGAGGAGGAGGACGAUGAUAGCGAUGACGACUGGGCCGGGUAAGGAGUGCUCAGAUCUGACAUGCCGUGGAAAUGGUGGAUCGGGGAUGAGCGACCCUCCCAUCCUCCCUGGCGUGUGUAGUAGAGCAGCGUGCAUAGAGUGAGUGUGUUUGCUCUUUUUAGCUUAGCAGUGUGAAAAAAUGUUUGUUUGUUGAUGUACAAAUACUAGAGCAUCUCACUCCAUGUGUACCGCAGGAAUCCGAUCCCGGCCCACGCGGGUUGUAAUACGAGUAGAAAUUGCGAGAUAUAAUUCGCUAGACAUGUUUGUUUGUUGUAAUAACAGGAGCAGAAAUCGUUGCGAGGUUGUGCUGAUAAAUUCAAGGUCCAUAAGCUUAUGCUAGGCUCUGCUUGGAUGGCAA